Molecule: messenger RNA, 1524 nt
Organism: Cinara cedri
Lineage: Eukaryota; Metazoa; Arthropoda; Insecta; Hemiptera; Aphididae
Source: the annotation of a GenBank genome assembly
AUGUCAACUAACCCUUCUACUUCAAAAUUCCUCCUCAUCCUUACAUGGAACUCAAACGGACUAACCAAACACAAAAAUGAAUUACUAGCUACACUACAAAAUAAUAGAAUCGACAUCGCACUUAUUUCAGAAACCCACUUCACCAAUUCUUCACGUUUUAAUCUUCCUGGCUUUCAAAUCUUCAGAACAAAUCACCCAGAUGACAUAGCCCACGCUGGAGCUGCAAUUAUAAUUAUAUCCUCCCUAUUAUUCUACCCUCUACCACCAUAUAAAACAGAUCAUAUCCAAGCUGCAGGCAUAUCUUUAACAUUAAACAACAUACCUAUAAACAUCUAUGCAGUAUACUGUCCUCCACGCCAUACCAUAACCCUAAACCAAUUUAAUAACUUCUUUCUCUCACUAGGGCAGAAAUUUAUCAUUGGUGGUGAGUUAAAUGCAAAAAACACACACUUGGGCUGCCGAGUGAACAACCCACGUGGGAAUGUCAUUAAACAACUAUCACAAUACAAAAAUUGUAAAAAACAUGCACCAACAUCUCCAACCUAUUGGUCCACCUCCUCCAGGAAAAGACCAGACAUUCUUGACUUAAUCAUUUCUAAAAUCCCAAACAGCUUACACGCCUUUGGCUACUAACCUAAACGACCUCUGCUCUGUUAUAAGUAUAUGUAAAUGUAUAUCACAAAUGUAUUUUUUGAAAUACUUGUAUGCUAUUACAAUAGAAUUAAGAGUCAAACUACUCUACGAAUACGGCGUAACCAUCCAGGACGGUUGCGACGGAUAUACUGCCUGGGAUCUAAUAAUAUUAUCUAUACAUUUUAUAGUUCAAUAGUUAUCUGAGAUUACUUAUCUUAAUCACUUUAUUCCUAUUAACUUUCGAUUUAUUAAUAUAUAAAUAUAUAGCGAAUGCAUAACGAUAAUGAUUGAACGCAUUUAUUUUUUUAUAUCACAAUUUAUGGAAAAACCGCGGCACACUUAGUGGAUACUUGGUUUGAAAACCACUGUACUAACCACUUACAGUACUUUUCACGAAACUUGUGACUCCCGCAGUGACGCUUCUGGUGGCAGAUUUUCGUGAGGGUUUCCUAAACGUGUGAUUAAAAAAGCGCGGUAAUUUAAAAAUGACGCGGCAAUCAACAAUCGAACAGCUGACCCUGUUGGUAUGAAUUUUACCUUCCACUGCAAAACAUUUUAUAACCACCAUAUAGGUACCAUAGAUACUCAAAAAUAUAUGAAGUUUAUGAAAUUGCUUUGCAAAUGGGGCAUUAAGUCAUACGGCUACCCCCAUUUCAUUGUCCGUACAACCCUAUAGAAUUAAUAUGGGCCCAAGUUAAAGGUGAAAUUGCAAAUAAAAAUAACAGUUUUAAAAUCACAGAUGUUGAAAACUUGGCAAAUAUUGCCAUAGAAUCCGUUACUGUACACAACUGGAAACGUAAUGUUGAUCAUUGCGAACGUCUUCAAGAUGAAGACUUUAUUAAAGAAGGAUUCAGGGACCAGAUUUUAGAGCCAAUAGUCUUGAUAUUAUGA